AGUGAAACGAAUUCAAGGACGCCUCGGGCCGUCUCUUUUUUUUUAUGACGGCAAGGGCUCUGCUAGAGAAAGUGGAAAUACGAAGCGGCCAAUAUCAAGGUUGGAGAAUUCUUGGUACGUAAUGGAUCCGCAGUUUUGCAGAUGUCUUUAGACAGUCACGAUCUCAUCAGUACAGCCUCUCCGAUUUGACAGCUGAAAUUGUGGUUACAGGUGUUCCUAAAAUAUCAGCUGGUGUAGUCCAGUUGUUUCCAUUGGCCAAAGUGAUAUAUUUAACCAUCUAUUUCUAAGCAGAUUUCCAGUGUGGAUUACGACAGAAAUAUGUAUCUGUUUCUAAUAUUAUUCGCUACUCUUCAAGUCUACAUUAACGCAGAAAUACGGCAUACAUCUGGAGGUAAUGAUUUCUGUAUAGUUGACGGAAGACCAUACAGAAAUGGCGAAAGAAUUCCAAGGGAUCAUGUGUGUCACAUUUGCUUGUGCCACCAAGGCAGAGUUGAAUGCUCUUGGAUGAAUUGUCCGCCUCCUCCAGAAGGCUGUACGGAGUUUACUGUACCAAAUUAUUGCAACCCAACACUUUAUAUAUGCUCAAUUCCAGAAAAUUUGAGAGAGUCCAGAACUUCCAGACUCGUGCGAAGAGCUUCAGAUACGGCAGCUUCAGGGUUGGAUUUCUCUAAUCAAUCAGCAGGUGACUGCACUGUCUUAGGAGUGCCUUACCGUACUGGAGACCUCAUGGGAAUUGCCACAAAGUUUUGUUUGGAGUGUCGCUGCGGUCGUCAGAAUAUGUUUUGCAGUCCUAGAUGUUGCUUCAAACAUGCAAGUCUUCAUGAAAAUGUCAGUGAUAGAGAAGCUGCUGUGCGGGGACCUGUGACUCCAGACAAACAUCCUUUAUACCAUCUUUUUAAGUGAUUGACAUUUCGAUUUCAACCUGUUGCGAAGCUUCACGAUUUUCGAAGAUCACUAUAAAAUGAUAAUGUAGACAGUUCCUCUUUUUCUUUAUGUCAUUAUCAGUUAUCUCAUAGGGAUAGACGCACGUUAUACUGAUAAUCAUUUUAUUUGGAGUUGUUGGAAUGACUUAGAAGUGCUCUAGUCAGUCAUAGAUUGUUAUGAGAGAAUGAAUCAUAUUAUUUUGUUAUUGCGUUUUUUUUUCCUGUGAUUGUUUAAAUCAAUUAUGGAUUUUCAACUUUGCAUUUACGAAGCAAUACUUAAAAUUUGUACUUAAAUAUAUGAUCUGCAUGUGGUAUCAAUUCCUGUAGAUUGAAACGAAGCAAUGGAAAUAAUUACAAUAAAACUUAAUAUUUUAA
Molecule: messenger RNA, 1298 nt
Organism: Argiope bruennichi
Lineage: Eukaryota; Metazoa; Arthropoda; Arachnida; Araneae; Araneidae
Exons: 5
Coding region: 319-903 (194 amino acids)
Source: RefSeq, a predicted model, not a curated record